Molecule: messenger RNA, 822 nt
Organism: Entamoeba invadens IP1
Lineage: Eukaryota; Evosea; Mastigamoebida; Endamoebidae
Exons: 1
Coding region: 1-822 (273 amino acids)
Source: RefSeq, a predicted model, not a curated record
AUGCUUGUGUUUGUCUUUGUUCUCAUUCCCCUUGCAACAUCGCACACGCUAACUAUAGUGUUAGUGACAGCUCCCAAGGAAGGGGUGAUGUCAAAAGCGCUUUUACGUACAAUGAAGGACUUGUUUGCAGCUUUCAAAAACAUGCCUCCUGAUUUGGAGAUAAGCAACUUUUACUUUGUAAAGGGGUGUUUGGAAGAUUGCGAUUACCCUGAUUUAGAAAAAGUCACACAGAUUAUGAAGGUCGAAUUUCCAAACAUACCUGUUAUAACCUAUUGGCCUCAUUUCCCAUUAAAGGAGGGAGCAAUUCCAUGUGAAUGGGGAAACGAAUAUUAUUCCACACAUUACAGUCGAAUAGGUGCGCCAGUUUGGAGUGAGCAGAUAUUUAGGAAAUACAUGACAGUCAAUUACUUGUUCAGAUCUGCACUACACCACUCCAUAAAAACACAUCCCGCAGAUUAUUAUUUGAUGGCAGAGGAUGAUCAAACGUAUGAAAGUUACACAUUCUCAGCAAUCAAAGAGUUGAUGGAAAGAAACAAGAACGAGAACAAAAGGUGCUUCUCUAAAAUUUCGACUAUCGAGAAUGAUUAUGGAAAGUUAUACACAGAUGAUAUAUCAUAUGUGAAUAAAUACAUUUGGGGAGCGUUUGGUGUUCUUCGGUCGAAAAGUGAGACAGAGCUGUUUUUGCGUGGUCUCAAAUAUUCAAAUUACCACGACUCAGAAGAUUGUACUGCCCAUGUCAUUUGUAGGUACGUCAAUAGAACAAACGUUGAAUUGAACGUCGUUUCGCAGCACUUCGGAAGGAACGGGAAAAUACCUAAAUAA